AUGAAGGUUCUUUGUGUCGCAGAGAAGCCGUCCAUCUCCAAGGCCGUGGCCGGCCACUUGGCUGGACGAAACCCCGAAGUUUAUAUCAAGAACUACGGCUUCGACUUCGACUUUGGCGCGCCAUGGGGCCCCUGCAGCGUCACCAUGACCGCCGUCGUCGGCCAUCUCACGGGGCUCGACUUCACCCCGGAGAACAAGAACUGGUCGCACCCACCUCCCGAGAGUCUGUUCACCGCGCCAGUCGUGACCUUCGUGCCCCAGGACAAGAAGACUGUGGCCGAGAACAUUGAGCGCCAGGCCCGAUACUGCCAGCUCCUUAUCAUCUGGACGGAUUGCGAUCGAGAGGGAGAACACAUCGGGAAGGAGAUCGUCAAUGCCGCCAGGAAGGGCAACAGUAGGAUCGCCGUCAAGCGCGCCACAUUCAGCAACAUCGAGCGAGCACACAUACUCACCGCCGCGCGACGCCUGACAGACCUGGACCAGAAGCAGGUCGAUGCCGUGGAUGCGAGGAUAGAGUUGGAUCUCCGAAUCGGCUACGCCUUCACCCGCUUCCUGACCAACAGCCUUCGGCCUCUUGGAGGGCCUCUGCAGGAACGGACAAUCAGCUAUGGCUCGUGCCAGUUCCCGACCCUGGGCUUUGUUGUCGACCGGUACUUUCGCGUCCAGAACUUCGUGCCGGAGCAGUUCUGGAGCAUCAAGGUCAUGCACUCUCGCGAAGGCAAAAAAGUCAACUUCAACUGGUCGCGGAACCGACUGUUCGACCGCAUGUCGGUCAUCAUCCUCUACGAGCGAUGCAUCAGGGCCAACAAGGCCACCGUGACAAAAGUCCAAGAGAAGCCGACGAGGAAGUGGAAACCCCUGCCCCUGACCACCGUCGAGCUCCAGAAAGCGGCCACUCGCUUGUUGCGCAUGAGCGGUCAACAGGCAAUGACGGUCGCGGAAGGCCUCUACAACAAGGGGUUCAUCAGCUAUCCCAGAACCGAGACGGACCGCUUCGACAAGGGCAUCGAUCUGAAGGCGCUGGUCAGGAAACAAACGCCCGACAACCGAUGGGGAGAGUACGCGCAAGGGCUCCUGGACGGCAACUUUCAACAACCGCGCGAGGGUAAACACGACGACAAGGCCCACCCGCCCAUCCACCCCGUCACGUACGCGGCACCGACGGUGCUCAACGCGGACGAGAGGCAGCUCUACGAGUACGUCGUGCGCCGGUUCCUGGCGUGCUGCUCGGAGGACGCCAAGGGCCUCGCGACGGACGUGGAGAUACUCUACGGAGAGGAAACCUUCCAUGCUCGCGGACUGGUCGUCCUGGAGCGCAACUACCUCGACGUGUUUGUCUACGAGAAAUGGAACGACUCGGCGCAGCUCCCGCAGUUCGCGCCGGGCGAGAUCUUCCAGCCGACGGAAGCGAUGAUGACGGACGGCAAAACAAGUCCGCCGGGAUAUCUCACGGAAGCCGAUCUCAUCGCCCUCAUGGACGCCAACGGCAUCGGCACGGACGCGACAAUGGCAGAGCACAUCCAAAAGAUUCAAGACAGGGAAUACGUCCAGCUGGCGGACGGGGGUCAACGGGGUCAGGACGACGACGACGACGACGGCGACGGCCAGGAUAGGCCGCCGUCACCGCCGGCGAGAGGUGGACGAGGUGGCCGCGGCAGUCGCGGCGGACGGGGAGGGGCUAGAGGGGGCCGCGGCGCGUCGUCGGCGUCCGGGCGGCGAGGACUCAAGGUCUUCAUCCCGACGCAGCUCGGCGUGGCUCUCAUCACGGGGUUCGAUCGCAUGGAGUUCGAGACGAGUCUGGGCAAGCCCUUCCUGCGCAAAGAGAUGGAGAACAAGAUGAAGGCGAUAUGCGACGGGCGCAUGACCAAGGACGCCGUCCUGCGGGAGAGUCUCGGCCAGUACCGGCAGGUAUUCCGGGACUCGCAGGAGCGGCUCAACGUGCUCAAGGCGGCGUGUCGCGAAUUCAUGUCGAUUCGCGCGUGA
Messenger RNA from Colletotrichum higginsianum IMI 349063, 1983 nucleotides. Its product is annotated as DNA topoisomerase. The transcript is spliced from 6 exons. Gene Ontology annotation, cellular component: nucleus. The record is from RefSeq and is a predicted model, not a curated record. The coding region runs from base 1 to 1983 and encodes 660 amino acids. Gene Ontology annotation, molecular function: DNA binding; DNA topoisomerase type I (single strand cut, ATP-independent) activity. Gene Ontology annotation, biological process: DNA topological change. Lineage: Eukaryota; Fungi; Ascomycota; Sordariomycetes; Glomerellales; Glomerellaceae.